AUGUUAAAUUGUAGUUGUAAAUCCUCUUCAGUUUAAAUGACAGAAGAGUAAAAAAAAGAAUUGAGAUGGAAAAAAGAGAUAGAUUUGCUUGAAUAUUACAGUAUCCAUUCACAUUAUCAAUUUAGAAAUUAAAAUUGGAUUAAAUUGCUUCUUAUAUGAUUAUGAAGUUGAAUAUCAAGGAAAAUAGUAUUAGAUUCACACAUUUUGUGGAGGAGAAUCUGAUAAGGUUCAAUUUCAUCAUAAUUUUAUAGGAAAUUGUUUUGAUGUUACACGGUUAUGGAGGAUCGAAUGUUCACUAUUGUAGGAUUUACGAACAAUUAAUCAGAAAAUUCCGAAUCUAUUCGAUUGACUUGCCAGGCAUGGGAUACUCAAGUAAAUCAGAUAUUCUAAUGGAAUCAUAUGAAGAUGCAAUAGAAUUCUUUAUGGGAACAAUAUCAAAAUUUAUUGAGAAUAUUAAUAGAGAAUAAAAAAUAAUUUUAAUUGGCCAUUCAUUUGGUGGAUUUUUGGCAGCUCAUUUAUUCACAAGAAUGCCCCAUUUAUUCUCAAGGCUCUUUUUAUUAAGUCCUGCAGGAGGUACCUAUUAUGAUGAUAGUGAAAUCAAGUAUAAAAUCAAUUAAUUUAGAAAAUUGUAAGAUACAUCAAAAUAUCCAUUUCUAUAAAGAAUUUUUUUCAAUUAUGCUUACAAAAAAUGGAGUGAACAAAUUACACCUUAAUAAUUAAAAGACAAGUGGUAUGGAAAUUAUUUCAUCAAAAAAUAUCUCAAAAAAAGAAUGUCUUUAUAAGGAAGAGAAUAUGAGGUAUGGCAAUCUUAUGUAGAUGAAAUGUUAGCUUUACCUGAUGGUUCAGAGAAAGCACUAUUUUUAUUAUUGUAAUUCCCAAGAGUAAUUGCAAGAGGAUGGGAUUCUAUAGAAUAUAUUUUAACAAAACAUUCUAAAUAUACUGCAGAAGUUCCUAUUUAUUUUUAUUUUGGUGAUCAAGAUUGGAUGGAUAAAAAAGGAGCAUAUAAUCUAGCAAAGAAUAACAAUAAUAUUAAGAUUAGAAUAAUUGAAAAUGCUGGUCAUUAACUUAAUUUUGAAAAUCCUAAAGGAGUUUAUGAAUAAUUGUUUAUAGAUAUAAAUGAUUCUUCAUGUAGGAGAGAACAACAAAUAAUGUUAUCAUGA
Messenger RNA from Paramecium primaurelia, 1160 nucleotides. The record is from the annotation of a GenBank genome assembly. NCBI's taxonomy places the organism in Eukaryota, Ciliophora, Oligohymenophorea, Peniculida, Parameciidae.